This is a messenger RNA of Octodon degus (degu), 1627 nucleotides long. RefSeq names its product nudix hydrolase 15 (gene Nudt15). Bases 252 to 767 code for a protein of 171 amino acids. Gene Ontology annotation, biological process: dGTP catabolic process. Gene Ontology annotation, molecular function: 8-oxo-7,8-dihydrodeoxyguanosine triphosphate pyrophosphatase activity. Gene Ontology annotation, cellular component: cytosol. The record is from RefSeq and is a predicted model, not a curated record. The transcript has 3 exons. NCBI's taxonomy places the organism in Eukaryota, Metazoa, Chordata, Mammalia, Rodentia, Octodontidae.
ACACGAAAAAACGUGCUACUUAAGUUUAGAAAAACAAGUGACUGUUGCGCCGAGUGGGCGGAUCAAGAGGGGACAGCGGAGGGCUCAGCGCGCACAAUAAGCGCUCAGGGUUCAAACGCAAUUCUGGGCACGCCGCGCUUCCGGAGGACCCGGGACGCCGCACCGCGGACACCCGCGCGGCGCCCGCCCGCAGCGGGGCGAAGGGCGCCCGGGAUCACGUCACUUCCGGCUGCGGCCGGAGUGCUCGCGCUAUGACCACCAGCGCCGAGUCGCCGGGGCGACGGCCCGGGAUCGGAAUCGGCGUGGUGGUGACCAGCUGCAGGCAUCCCCGUUGCGUCCUGCUGGGGAAGAGGAAAGGGUCGUUCGGAGCCGGCAGCUUCCAGCUUCCUGGGGGUCACCUGGAGUUCGGGGAGACUUGGGAAGAAUGUGCUCAAAGGGAAACUUGGGAAGAAGCAGCUCUUCACCUGAAAAACGUCCGCUUUGCCUCAGUGGUAAAUUCUUUUGUUGAAAAAGAGAAUUACCAUUAUGUCACUAUAUUAAUGAAAGGAGAAGUAGAUAUGACUCAUGAUUCAGAGCCAAAGAAUGUUGAACCUGAAAAAAAUGAAAGUUGGGAGUGGGUUCCAUGGGAAGAAUUCCCUCCACUGGACCAGCUUUUCUGGGCACUGCGCUGUUUAAAGGAGCAAGGCUAUAAUCCAUUUAAAGAAGAUCUGAACCAUCUGUUAGGAUAUAAAGGAAAUCAUCUCUACAUGACCAAGAAGAUUCUUUGAUUAAAAACAAAUAAAAAUAAAAAGACAAAAAUAAGGUCAAGUUAGAGAAAAAAAAAUCUACAUUUCAGGACAACUCUGUUUCAUCAAAGAAGUUCCAUGUGAUUUCCAGUUUAUUUGUAUUCUCUUAACAUACCCACCAUCUUAGGAAAAUCAUCCUGGAACAUGUCAUUGAAUUGUAUUUCAGGCAGAAAAUAUAUAAUAAGAGAUAUUGUGGUUAAUCUGCUUUCCAUAUUCAUCUGUGAUGUUUACUGGGUGGCCUGUCAUUAUAGCUUACACAAAGUACAGUGCAGUAGGAGUUGCUCUAGUUUUCAGUUCAAGUAGAAAUCCUACUUUAGAUAUCAUAAUGCAAAUUUAAACCACUGCCUGUUGCAAAAUUUAUCAUGUUUGUUGGUUUUCCUUUUUCUAUUUUAAGAAAACUGGCAAUAUAUUGUGUCUGCAUCUAGUAAGAACAGGCUAGCUUGGUAUGCUAUGUAUUUCCCAGAGUUCUGAGUGAGACCCUAACCUAGCAAGAAGUGAGACAAACCAUCUGAAAUCUGUCCUAAGAUGGACAGGCCAUGUCACUUUGAACGUCUCACUUUUCCUGAGAUAAUGUCUUUGUACAUAAGAGAAAGAAAUUGUUCUAGGACAGCGGUUCUCCAAGUGUGGUCUGUAGGACUCUCAGGAGCCUUUCUGGGUAUUCAAGGCCAAGGACCUGUUUUUAUAAUCCUAAAACAUCAUUUAACUUUCCACUCUCAUUCCUUCAUCCAUCUAUAUGAUAGCUUUCUAGAAGCUGCCUGAUAAAAGAUUUAUCCGCCCUUUGGCCGGAACCGCCAUCUUCCAGUAAUUUGCCAAAAUGACUAAUACAAAAAGCAAGAAGAAAC